CCAUCACUUUUGCUGUUUUUUUUUUGGUAGGAUUUAUUGUCAGUUGUGAUAAAUGUAUGAUUAAUCUGGAAAAGCGGCAGAGUUGUUGACCAAUCAUGGCAGACCUUGAGCACAGUAUUUUACAGAGAUAUGGAGGGUUGCAGAGGAAGAUCUAUCACUCAGUCUCUCCAGGAGAUUUCAGCUCCUCCACAUGCCAUGUCAGACUCCGUUGACUUGCCUCCGUAUCCUCAUGUGGUGCUUAUUCCUACUGCUGGAAUGGGUCACUUGACGCCAAUUCUUCGACUUGCUGUUUCUCUUGUCCAACACAAUUGUCUAGUUACCUUCAUCACCACCCACCCCAUAGUCUCACAAGCCGAGUCUGACCAUUUGUCUCGGUUCUUCUCUGCUUUUCCUCAAGUUUCUCAGAAGCAGUUUCAUCUCCUCUCUAUCGAUGCCAAAACGGUCGAUGCAUCUGAUCCCUUUUGGCUCCAGCGAGAAGCUUUUCGUCACUCUGUUCACCUCCUAUCUUCUCUACUCUCCUCACUGCAUCCGCGCCCCUCUGCCCUCGUCUCCGAUAGGUUCGUAGCCUCUUCCGUCAUUCCAGUAGCUGCAGACCUGGAUCUGCCAAAUUACAUGCUCUACGCUUCAUCAGCAAAAAUGUUCUCUCUCUUUGCAUACUUGCUUUCCAACCCAGAUUUUGCUCAAUCUAGUGAAAUUCAUAUUCCUGGUAUUGGUACAAUACCCAGGUCCUGGAUUCCUCCUCCACUUCUGAACCCAAAUAGUCUCUUUUCACAAAUAUUCAUGGGAGAUGGUAGGGAAGUAGUGAAUGUAAAAGGUGUUUUGAUCAACACAUUUGAAGGACUGGAAUCAGACACCUUACAUGCACUUACUGGUGGAAAAGUAUUAGCUGGGUUGCCACCAUUGUCGACCGUUCAACUCUUGCCGUGUGAAUUUGAGAGAAGAGAAUCAGGAGCCCAAUUGGAGUGGCUAAAUGAGCAGGAAACAGAGUCGGUGGUGUUUGUGAAUUUUGGAAGCAGAACAGCCCUGUCAAGGGAUCAAAUAAGAGAGUUAGGGAAGGGAUUAGUUAAAAGUGGGUAUAAAUUCUUGUGGGUAUUGAAGGACAAGAUAGUUGACAAGGAAGAAGAGGAGAGUUUAGAUGAAGUGCUUGGUCAUGAACUAAUGGAGAAGAUUAAAGAGAGAGGGUUGGUGGUGAAGGAGUGGGCUGACCAAGGAGAGAUACUGAGUCACAGGGCAGUGGGUGGGUUUGUGAGUCACUGUGGUUGGAACUCAGUGGUGGAGUCGGCCUGGACUCGGGUGCGGAUGCUGGCUUGGCCUCAACAUAGUGAUCAGAAGAUUAAUGCAGAUGUGGUUGAAAGAAGCGGGCUAGGUUUGUGGGUGAAGAGGUGGGGAUGGAUUGGAGAAGAGGUGGUGAAGGGAGAUGAGAUUGCGGAGAGAAUCAAAGAAAUGAUGGGAAGCGAGCAGCUUAGACUGCAAGCAAAACGCGUUGGAGAAGAAGCAAGGAAGGCUGUUGGUGCUGGAGGGAGUUGUGAGAAUGCACUGAAACUACUCAUCCGUGAGUGGAAGAACAAUUAGCAGGCCUGCCUGCAGAUUUCCAUGGCUAUGUUUCAAAAACCACUAUGUAUGCAUGUUUGGAUUAGUUACCCAUAUUUUGUGUUGGUUCAAUUGGCCUGUUGUAAGUCGUAGGCUGUUAAUUUCUUUCAGGAAAUAACCAACUAUGACUUAUUUCAUUGAUUUGUGCUUUACUGGAUUAUAAUCAUAAGAACAUUUGUUAGGACUUGGA
This is a messenger RNA of Tripterygium wilfordii, 1780 nucleotides long. RefSeq names its product UDP-glycosyltransferase 13-like. The coding region runs from base 130 to 1572 and encodes 480 amino acids. The transcript has a single exon. NCBI's taxonomy places the organism in Eukaryota, Viridiplantae, Streptophyta, Magnoliopsida, Celastrales, Celastraceae. The record is from RefSeq and is a predicted model, not a curated record. Gene Ontology annotation, molecular function: UDP-glycosyltransferase activity.